AUGGCUCCCCCUACCGAUCCCCUCAACCUCGACGUUGAAGCCAUUUCUGGCAUUUGCGGUUCAAUCUCAAUUGCCUGCUGGGUCGUCGUCUUCUCCCCUCAGAUCCUCGAGAACUUCCGUCGCGGCAGCGCCGAUGGCCUGUCCCUACAGUUCAUCAUUGUCUGGCUUGCGGGCGAUGUCUUCAACAUCCUGGGCGCCGUCCUGCAGGGCGUCCUCCCGACGAUGAUCAUCCUUGCCAUCUACUACACCAUCGCCGAUAUGGUCCUGCUGGGACAAUGCUUCUACUACCGCGGAUUCACCUGGAAGGAUGAGGUGGUGCCCCCGACCCCGAAACCGCGCAACCGCAUGGGCGAGCCGAACGAGCGAACCGGCCUCUUGCCCCCGUCGGCGAUCGAGCGCGAGCGCCGAGGCUCGGACUGGUCCCAUCUCUCCCCUGCCGUGCCAAUGCGCCCCGAAUCCGCUCCCGCUCCCCCGCCGAGACCCUCGACCGUUCUGCAGGCCAUCGCCUGGAACACCACCGCCGUCGUCAUGGUCUGCGCCGCCGGCGUCCUCGGCUGGUUCCUCAGCCGCGGGUACUCCAACUCCGACGAGCCCGACCACAACAAUAGCGACAGCGACGCCCUCACUUUCAACACCCUGGGUCAGAUCUUCGGCUGGCUCUGCGCCGUGCUGUACCUGGGAUCCCGCUUGCCUCAGCUUCUGCUGAACUACCGCCGCAAGUCCACCGAGGGCGUCAGCAUGCUCUUCUUCCUCUUUGCUUGCCUCGGAAACCUGACCUACGUCCUGAGCAUCUUCGCAUUCGACCCCCAGUGCAAGGGCAAGGAGUGCGCUCCGGGCGAGGCGAACAGCAUCUACGGCCGCUACAUCUUGGUCAACCUCAGCUGGUUGGCGGGCAGUUUGGGUACCUUGUUCCUCGACAUGGGCAUCUUCGCGCAGUACUUCAUGUACCGCAACGAUGACGAAGCGAGCGACAUUGAGGACGAAGACGAAGAGAGCAUCGACGGAGACCGGUGGGACCAGCGACCUCUGCUUGCGCGUGGUGACUCGACAUACGCGUAA
Messenger RNA from Colletotrichum karsti, 1059 nucleotides. Its product is annotated as pq loop repeat protein. The transcript has 3 exons. Gene Ontology annotation, biological process: basic amino acid transmembrane export from vacuole. Lineage: Eukaryota; Fungi; Ascomycota; Sordariomycetes; Glomerellales; Glomerellaceae. Bases 1 to 1059 code for a protein of 352 amino acids. The record is from RefSeq and is a predicted model, not a curated record. Gene Ontology annotation, cellular component: fungal-type vacuole membrane.